This is a messenger RNA of Babesia ovata, 1563 nucleotides long. RefSeq names its product lung seven transmembrane receptor. Bases 1 to 1563 code for a protein of 520 amino acids. Lineage: Eukaryota; Apicomplexa; Aconoidasida; Piroplasmida; Babesiidae. The record is from RefSeq and is a predicted model, not a curated record. The transcript has a single exon.
AUGAAAAAGGCGGCAUGUCGCACCGCCUGGGUGUUUGCGCUUACCAUCGCACUGUCUGUCGUUGACGCACUUGUUCUAGAACUCCGUGUAGAUGACGGUCCUCGUACGGAUUUGAUAACGCCUAUCUACUCCAUGCCGAUCUUAGCGGCGACGUCGGAGCAUAUAGAGAUACCUAACUACUUGUUCGCAUUGGAUAAAGGCGGAAGUAUAGAGGGAACUGUCAAGGUUGUAUCUGUACAGGAUACACAAGUUAUGAUGUCUAAAGGAAAAGAAACGAGGAGUGGCAUUAACAGAACACUCGGCGCGCAUUGGACUAGUGCAAUACAGUUCAGACCCAGAAUCGGCGGUUAUAAAACCAACCGAGAUCACUACAGUUGGAUCCAUCUUAUAUAUAACAUUUACAACUGGGCACUCGGUGGUGGAAGUGGGAAGGUUGACGAGAGUGCAGUGAACAGCGUCAAGGGGAUUCCAACCCAGACUCUCGACAAUGUAUACCUGGUGAUAAUGUCCAAAUUGCAGUGGGAUCUAUAUUUCACGUCAAGGAGUGAGCAGCAAAUCGAGCCGUCGAAAGGAAGCAGCCAAUUCAUUGCCAGUGGCUAUUUCGUUGCGGAUAUGCGCAUACCCAUCCCAGCUGUCGGACAGUCAGUAGAUUUCACGUACAAGGUGAAGUCAACUGGUACAUUUGUUAUCCUGCUUUUUAACGCUAACGAGCGCAAACUCCUUCUGGAUGGCAAGGUCACGCUCAUGAACCCGAACAACGAACAUCUUUCCGUCGAAAUGAAAUACUACAGGGGCGUGUUAACGUUAUGGACGGUUGUAUACGCCACCACGGGUAUCUGUGCGUUGCUUUAUUUAAUAUUUUGGGUGGGAAGAACAGCGAAAGGGCUGAAUUAUGUGUUGGCCGUAAACUUCUUAUGUGUAGCCAUCUACCUGCAGCUUGAUCGCCAACUGGUACAUUCAAUCAUUGAGACCGGAACAUACCCAAACAUCCUCUGGACAAUGACGCAUCUAGUAAAAAGGGUGCACGAGAACUGCCUGUUGGCCACACUCGUACUGCUAUCUUUGGGGUGGCAAAUGAUCCGUGAAACUCUCACUCCCACGGAAUUUCGUACGGUGAUAGUGGUAGCGAUAUUUGCCUGCGUCAAUGAAUUUAUUGAAAUACUCGUCAACGGAAUUGAUGUGGCACGUUUUGCUAUUGGUUCCGUGGUUUUCAUCACCAAUAUCAUAGCCCUGAACAUCAAUCAGCUCAUCAUUAGGGCAAGAAUCAUAGACGAGUCUCUCACCAUGCAAACAGGAUUGGCAUACGGGCAACUUAAAGCGUACAAUAUAUUCAAGGCCAGCAUAUUCGCCGGUGCUUUCAAGCCGGUCGUAUACUCCUUGGUGCGAACAUUCUGCUUCAAAACGUCGGCAGAACAAAUGUUCAUCUGGGAUGAGCAUUUCAUGCUGUUCAUAGACCUUAUGUUCGACUAUGCGAUAUAUUGCACUUACUUCGCAGCGUUUAUGCGAAUAUCGCAACCGCCACUAUUCAAGCAUUUAUUCCCUCAGUAUUCAACCUUGCAAUGA